GAUGUGGCGCUGCGCGCUUCCUGUCUGCGUUUAGCCCAGAGAUCCCCAUCUAUCCCCUGAGUUCACUGCAGUGUCUGUCCCCGGACGGUUAAAACACACAUAUUUCCAAUCAUGGCUGUGAACCUGAGCAAAAACGGCCCGACCCUCACCGCGGCCUAUAACGAGGUGGUGGAUGAGAAAUCGGAGACUAACUGGGUCCUCUUCACAUAUGAGGGCAACACCAAUGACAUCCGCCUGGCAGAAAAAGGAGAUGGUGGUCUGGAGGAGAUGGUCGAGGAGCUGAACAGCGGGAAGAUCAUGUACAGUUUCUGUCGCGUUAAAGACCCCAAUUCUGGUCUUCCCAAAUACGUCCUCAUCAACUGGACCGGGGAGGGUGUUAAAGAUGCCAGAAAAGGACAGUGUGCAAACCAUGUGAGCACCAUGGCAAACUUUCUUAAGGGAGCUCACGUGACGAUAAACGCACGUGCGGAGGAAGACGUGGAGCCUGAUGCCAUCAUGCAGAAAGUGGCGAAAGCCUCAGGAGCUAACUACAGCUUUCACAAAGAGUCUAAUCGCUUCAGAGACACGGGACCCCAGGGGCCUGUGGGAUCAGUGUACCAGAAGACUAACGCCAUGUCGGAAAUAAAAAAAACCAACAAAGACAAUUUCUGGGCCCAAACGGAGAAAGACGAGGAGAAACGUCUUCAGGAGGAGAAGAGGAAGGCAGAGCAGGAGAGACAGAGGAUGGAGAAAGAAAGAAAGGACAGAGAGAUGAAGGAGGCGGAGUUACGGGAAAGGAAAGCUAAAGAGAGAGCGUCACAGAUAGACCAACAGAGGAAGUACCAACAGCAGCAAGAGGUGAACACUCAAGCCCAAGAGAAGCAGCAAGAAGCGGCGUCUCUCAUCUCCCAGCGCUCCGUUAAUCCCCGAGAAAUGUUCAAACAGAGAGAGAUGGGUAUCCACCCGACUAACACAGACAACUCUCCAUCCAGUCCAAAACCAGAACCCAGUUUUGAGGAACAGCCCAGAUCUCAGUAUGUGGAACCAGAACCUGAACCUGAGCCUGAGCCUGAGCCAGAAUACGAAGAUGUUCAAGUAGCCAGUGAUCAUUAUGAAACGCACAUAGAGUCUCAGCUGCCAUAUGAGGCGAUAGUGGAACCAGACAACAUCUAUGAAGAGCCUGCACCGGUGGAGGAACAGAAAACGUAUGAUCAGGCUGGUGACCGUGGUGUUUGUGCCAGGGCUCUGUAUGACUACCAGGCUGCGGAUGACACCGAGAUCUCAUUUGACCCUGAUAAUAUCAUUACCAGCAUUGAGAUGAUCGAUGAAGGCUGGUGGCGAGGAUACGGUCCGGACGGUCAUUUUGGAAUGUUUCCGUCCAAUUACGUUGAACUUAUCUAACACAGCUCAACCUAUCCCGCACCCUCCAUCGGAGUCGGCCUGCGUUGAUUUGUCCUGCGCAGAUUCAACAGAUCUCUGGGGCUUUGAGCAAAAUGGGAUCGGUAUAUUUGAUUGAAAAGACUGAAACUAAAAUCAUGCACCAAAAGAGUGGUAAUCAUGUGAUCGGGGGUAUUUAAACUCUUGAAAGUGAUCUUCUGUAUACUGUAUUGGUAGUUUUCUUUUGUUCGUAUUAUUUCAUUUCAAGCUGUCCAUUAAUUUCACAAAACAAUACUGAUGCUGGCAGACGCCCUCAGCAGAGACGACCCAAUAGUUGCAGGAAUCCUUGUAAUAUGGACGGGAUGAAAGUCAUGCUUGUGAUGUUGUUCCCGUCACAUCUUUUUAGACUGAACCUUUGUGCGGUUUUUCUUUUUAGCUUUUCAAACAUUAAGAUUUCAACAUAAUAAAGGAAACAUUUUUCUGUUUUCGAGAUGUUCAGCGCAGCUAAGUUUAUAGUUUGAACGUAAUUUUGCCUUGAUUUUGUCCUCUCCACAAGACUGGGUUGGACUGCCUUGGUUUUUUUUCCACAGAUGUCUUGGUACAGUGUUUACUGAGAAAUAGACGUGACAAGUUAAUUUGCUGUUUCCUAUAGUCAGCUUUGGUUUUGAUGGUAUUGUCACCAUAGCUGUUAGCUUCAGUGCUUAAGAAUCAGCGUGGGUUUAACAUUUCUUUAAGACUUGUAUACCACAGCUUUCCUGUCUACUCAGAAAUGUGGAAAAUAUUAAUACUGUGAUUUUUAGGUUUCAGGGAUCCGUCAUUCUGUCAUCUUACUGCCUUGGGGUCUCGGGUUGGGUCUGUAUUACACGUGUGACGCCUGUAUGCCGAGUAUUUGAGUGGAUGCACCAAGACUCGAAUAAAAUCACAUCAGUUGUUUCUCCACUCUUUUGAUUUUUAUUAAUCACGUACUUGCAUAUACUGUCAGUGGGGAGGUAGAGUAUUUUUGUGGAGAUUUUCAAGAUUUAUUUUAAUAAAGACCCAUAUGGAAACAUCAAAAGAUCAUAAAAUCGUUUGACAGUGUGGUGUUAGACACGUUGUUAGAGGUCAUUGUGAAUAUCUAACAAGUCUGAACAAUGUUGUUACUUACAUUAAAAGAAUAAAUUAAAGAGUUUUAAAAUGGA
Molecule: messenger RNA, 2534 nt
Organism: Triplophysa rosa
Lineage: Eukaryota; Metazoa; Chordata; Actinopteri; Cypriniformes; Nemacheilidae
Gene: dbnlb
Product: drebrin-like b
Exons: 14
Coding region: 112-1380 (422 amino acids)
Biological process (GO): positive regulation of dendritic spine morphogenesis; postsynaptic actin cytoskeleton organization; neuron projection morphogenesis
Cellular component (GO): site of polarized growth; lamellipodium; actin filament
Molecular function (GO): actin filament binding
Source: RefSeq, a predicted model, not a curated record